AUGGCACGCCCAAGCGCCGACCCUGUACAGGCAACGACAAACGGCGACUCUCAUCCCGCGAGGAUCGGUCCUCACCCCGGCUUCAUCUCCAGCUCGAACCAAUACAGCUCCGAAAUCAAGAUUCGCCGCAUGCUUAAGGACAAUGACUGCGAUCCUGCACGAGAGGACAAUUACCGCCUUCAGGGCGUCCAGCUGAUUGAAAGCGUGAGGGAAAGUCUGCAGCUCCCUGUUCGAACCUUUGAUACGGCAUGCACCUACUACCACAAGUUUCGAUUAAACUUUCGUGCUCUCGAGUACAGCUACUCAGACGCGGCCCUGGCUUCAUUAUUUGUUGCAUGCAAAGUAGAGGAUACCAUAAAAAAAUCCAAGGACAUACUGGCUGCUUCGCAUAAUCUGAAGAACCCCGAAAAGACGCUCGCCCCCGACGACAAGAUGUUCGAUUCACCGGGGAAAACCAUCAUCGGGCUGGAGCGGCUCAUCCUCGAGACGAUAGGCUUCGACUUCCGCACACGAUACCCCCAGAAGCUCCUCGUCAAGGUGGUUCGGCGAGUGCUGGGCAAGUCAUCCGCCAACUCGCGCGACUUUUUCGCCACCGCAUACGCCAUGUGCAUCGACAUGUACAAGACCUUCGUGCCCAUCAAGCGGACUACCUUCUCCAUGGUCAUGGCCGUCGUCGAGCUGACGGCGCGCAUGCGCGACGAGCAUCUUGACCGGGUUCAGGAGUUCGCGGCCAGCAGGCGGCAGUAUCACCGAGAUGCCGUCAUGGAGACAAUGCUCGACCUGCUCGAUCUGUAUGUGCAGCAUCACAAGUCGACCAAGAUUGGCGCCCAGGUCGACCUCAGCAAGUUCAUCAAUAUCAAAAUCCGUCUCAACACCGACUUGGACAGCACCGCCAAGCCGAGGCACUUGUACCAUUGCCACAGAUGCGAGGUUGAACAGGCGCACCCACUCUCGACCACGACGGCAUCGGCUACAGACCCUGCGAAUGCUUCAAACCACUGGCCCGUGGAUGCAUCUAUCCGGCGGACGGCACGCGGUCAGGACGGCACCAUGCGGUUCGUGUUUGACCCAGAGGCGGCGAAGAAUGAGCAGGAGACGGUGAGCCACUUCUUCAAGGAUGAGUACGAAGAGUAUGAAGUUGAAGUCGAGGAACCUGUACCACCGCCGGACAGAGACGAGGGCUUGCGGGCAAGGGGAGGAUACAGCGGCGGCUACAGAGAUAGGGGCGAUCAUCGGCGCGGCGGACCGUAUGGCGGCUAUCGCGGAGACCGGUAUCACAGGGGACGGGGGCGAUAUCACUAA
Molecule: messenger RNA, 1302 nt
Organism: Metarhizium album ARSEF 1941
Lineage: Eukaryota; Fungi; Ascomycota; Sordariomycetes; Hypocreales; Clavicipitaceae
Product: C-type cyclin
Exons: 3
Coding region: 1-1302 (433 amino acids)
Biological process (GO): regulation of transcription by RNA polymerase II; positive regulation of DNA-templated transcription, elongation
Cellular component (GO): cyclin/CDK positive transcription elongation factor complex; nucleus
Molecular function (GO): cyclin-dependent protein serine/threonine kinase activator activity
Source: RefSeq, a predicted model, not a curated record